Molecule: messenger RNA, 1912 nt
Organism: Schistosoma spindalis
Lineage: Eukaryota; Metazoa; Platyhelminthes; Trematoda; Strigeidida; Schistosomatidae
Source: the annotation of a GenBank genome assembly
AAGGAUUUUGUGGUCGGUUUGAAGGACAUCCGAACGACCUAUAAUUUCGGUUGUCGGUUUGUCAUGCUCUCACGCUUAUAUUAUUUCUUAUUUUUAUUGGUUCGUUGUAUCUCCAAGUGUGUCAGCGCUACAAGUUGUGAUGGAGGUAGGAUUUCAAACUGCUCUCUUUCGGACUGGUGCUUCAAACCAGCACUUUAGACCGCUUCGCCACUCCACCCUACGCGUUUCACAUCUGUGUAACAUAGGUAAACAAUGUCCACCGAGAUAUAGGAGAGAUCUAAAACGCAACGACACAGACAAUUGUCAGUGAGUACCAAAUAAGAGAGAAUAUGGUGUACAAGCACAGAUGAAAUUACGCAGUUACCGUGCAAAAGGAAGGUUAUGUACAAAGUAGUCCCGUACAUCAUUCCAAAAGCUCAAUGACAACUGAAAAAUUGAUUCGCGUCUCAUUCUCCGACAUGCCAGUACUUCUCAAACGUAAAAAAGUAUCAGAGUAACUGUUAAUUUCAACCAUUUAAUGAAAGCUCUGUGAUUACAAAUAUACAUGUGGAAAACGUCGGGCGACAAAAGGUCAAAAAAGUCGGAUUAUGCAACACCUAUCAAAGCUCCACGCAAAUACGAAAAGAGUCAUGUUAAAAAACCUCAUUUAGCAGGGAACCAGUGUAGUGUUACUUCACUUCAGACACCAUCGUCGUCUCACUCCUUUCCUGAUAUAGAUGAUGUCUCACUUACAAUACAAUCUUGUAAUAAAAAACACUUGAAACAGAUUGAUAGGACAAUGGUCAGUAAUACCGUUCCCGAAACAUUGAAAGACAAUAACAAAUCAACACAAGUCAUCCGUGCAAAGACCCCGACUAGGGAAUUAUCUCACAUUAGCAUUACAAAUAAAUGCAUCACUUCCGGAAAUGCUGGCAAUAGGAAGUCAAAGAAAGUCUCUAAUUGUAGUUUUGAAAUCUCGAGGUCCUCCUCAAACAGUAUCAAGUUCAACUCCCCAUUUGUAAGAGGAUUGGAAGAAUUUAUAAUUACGGAUGAUGAGUCGGAAGUGACAACCCCGUUACAACGUCAGAAAGCUCUUUCCGAAAAGCAUAUUGAAAGGAUAGGUAAACCACAUGAAGUGAUUAGAACUAAGCGGUGUACUCCUCUUAAACGCUCUAUUUUGAAUGAGCGCGCUAUCCGCAAGACCCAGCGAAGUCACUCACUUCCAGCCCCUGUAGGAAUUAAUUUUGAUUCCUCUGAAUUUCCUAGUGUGACAAAAAUCACAGAGUUUCAUACUUCCGAUAACUUGAAUAAUUCACUAAAAGAACCCACUUCAUCAGAAAUCGAAAAGGACCUUGUGAGUGAGUUGAUUUCACGAUUGGUUACAUUCCAAGACAGAGCAUAUGUAACCCACGCUAAUAACCCCUUUCAUCUCAAGAGAACAAAGCGUCUUGUUUGUGGUUUUCAUGAAGUAGUCAAACACUUAAAGUUAAAACACAUGCGAAUUGUCUUUGUGGCUCGCGAUCUUGAAGCAAAUGCUACCAACUAUUUAUGGCAACAUAAAAUUAGAUAUGAUGAAAAGGAAGCUGAAACUAAGAUAGUUCUUAGUGCAUUGGAAAAAGUACUCUGUCAGAUUUGGGAACUUGCAAAAGAAUGUGACCCGCCAGUACCAAUAAUCAUUACCCAUACAAGAAAAAAAUUAGCACGUUUAUGUCAUAAACCAAGGCUUGUAUCCGUUGUAGGAAUUAUAAACGCCGAUGGAGCAUAUGAAGUUGAAAAAAAGCUGUUAGACAUGGAAUCUGGAGUUAAUUUAAGAUGUACAGCAAGUUUGGGGGCUGCUCAAAUAAACACAGUGAAUGAGCUCACUGCAGGAGACUCAAAAGUUGCAACUAUCGAAAAGUUGCGGUGUUCCAUUGAAUCUAUCAACAUUAAGUGA